AUGGAGUUUCGUGUUUGGAGCGAUUUUGCGAAAUUGCGACAGAAUGAUUUUGACAAUGCCGUGUCGAAACUGCAUCACGUGGUGACAACAAGAUUGCUGCUUCUGUUCACUGUGUUGACGGCACUUUAUGUUUGUCCAGAAGACGACCCAGUCAUGGGCGGCAUUUUCGGAGGCUCACUGGCAAAACCCAUUGUUUGCAUGGCCCAUGGGCAAGAAGCGCAUCCAGCGAUACUCAAUUAUUGUUGGGUAACUUCGGCUUACACGCUUGAGAGUGAACUGAACAAGAAGCCAGGCCCUGUUGGGGACGAAGAACCCAUUUUCCAAGCAUUCUACCAAUGGGUUCCGUUCAUGCUGCUCUUGCAAGCCAUGCUCUUCUACGCUCCGCAUUAUUUUUGGCAAAAUGCUUUAAGGAACCAUAGGUUAGACAAAGUCAUUGAGGCAUCAAUGGGAAGAACUGAGGUGGCGAAAUCGGUCGCCAAAUUCAUCUCUACAUCACUCGGCCGUCAUCGUUCUGUUUUUCUCGCAAUCAUUGUAAAAGAGAUAUUAAGUUUGGCCGUGGUUGGAGCAAAUAUCUACUUUACAGAUGUUUUCCUCGGAGGGCAGUUCACAACAUAUGGAAUCGAAGUUCUGAAGCUAAUUGACAGCGAUGGCACAAAUCGCACGGACCCGAUGAUCAAGCGAUUUCCUCGGGUAACCAAGUGUACUUGGCAUUCAUACGGCCCGUCGGGAACCAUCAAAAAAGAAGACUACAUGUGCCUUUUGUCAAUCAACAUGAUGAGCGAAAAGAUCUACAUUUUUCUGUGGUUCUGGUUCCUUCUGCUGGCAUUGGUUUCCGUGGCUCACUUGUGCAAGAGAUUGAUUGAAAUUCUUUUUGCUCGGUUUCGGACCAGUCAAUUGGUGUCAACCAUUGGGAAUGGGAGUUCAAAAAACUACGUCACGUUCAUUUGCAAGCGUGGAAACAUUGGGGAUUGGUUCUUGCUUCGAGAAAUCAUGCGAAAUGUUCACUCAGUUAGGUACGAUUUCAUUUUGAGUCAAAUAGUUGCGAACAUAAAACGAGAGGAGAGGUUGAUCGAGCGCAUGUGA
Messenger RNA from Notodromas monacha, 1083 nucleotides. The record is from the annotation of a GenBank genome assembly. NCBI's taxonomy places the organism in Eukaryota, Metazoa, Arthropoda, Ostracoda, Podocopida, Cyprididae.